AUGGUGUCUCACUCAGUAUUGCAGUAUUUGCUGGUCAUCGCGUCCACCACCGCUGCUCAUUACAGCUCAUCAUUUAGGGCAGAUGGAUCCUCGUGUCCUUCUGAUAUCCCGUUAUCGUGCACCAAUUCCUCGCAAAUUCCAGAUACCUGUUGUUUUGAAUAUCCCGGGGGAGUUUUGCUGCAAACGCAGUUUUGGGACUACGAUUACCCCACAGGCCCAGACGAUAUGUUCACUUUGCAUGGAUUGUGGCCCGACAACUGUGACGGCACAUAUAGCCAAUUCUGCGACAGCUCGCUUCAAAUUUCCGACGCCGAGGAAGUGCUGAUCUCAUUUGGCGAGCAACAGUUAUUGGAAAGGAUGCACGAGGUCUGGAAGGACUACCAGGGAAACGACAAUAACUUAUGGGUCCACGAAUUUAACAAGCACGGCACCUGUUUGAGCACUAUAAAGCCCUCUUGCUACGAGAACUUCGAGACUAACAGAGAAGUGGUUGAUUACUUCCGAAAGUCAGUCGAGCUGUUUGAAGGACUACCCACCUACAAAUGGCUUGAGGCUGCUGGAAUUACGCCGUCGGACUCCCGGACUUACUCCAAGCAGCAGAUUGACGAGGCCCUCAGGUCCAGGUUCGGCAAGGAGGUCUACUUCAAGUGCGACAGAAACCACGCCCUGAAUGAAAUCUGGUAUUUUCACCAUCUGCGUGGAUCCAUCCCCCAGGGCAACUACGUCCCAAUUGAUGCCAUGAUCUCCUCAAACUGCCCGUCCUUUGGCAUCAAGUUCCCUCUGAAGAAGGCCUCCUCUACAUCAUCUGACACCAUCACUGCAACCAAGACCUCAGCCACAAGCACCGCCACACCUACGGGCAACGGAGGCUACCUCAAGCUCGAGAACCAGGCUGGUUGUCUGAUCAGCAACGGUAAAUGGUUUGUGUCGGGCACAUGCGCCACGUAUAAGCUGUCAGAGGCAAGUUUCGGUGGUUACCAGCUGGCUUCGUCAAAGGGAGUUUGUGGUAUCGACUCCGAUGGCUACUUUGCCUGUGGUAGCGGCGUCAUUGCUGCGCAAUUCGACUACGAUUCGUCCUCCGGGCACGUCACAUACGGAGGACAGCCAGGAUGGUCUGCCGGUAGAGUGCCGUCCCGGAACGCGCAGGUUCCUAUAGUGCCUGGCUCUAGUCUAAAUGUCAACUUUAGAUUGAUCUUCGAGGCCAGAUAG
This is a messenger RNA of Ogataea haglerorum, 1209 nucleotides long. RefSeq lists its product as uncharacterized. The transcript has a single exon. The record is from RefSeq and is a predicted model, not a curated record. Gene Ontology annotation, cellular component: extracellular region. Gene Ontology annotation, biological process: RNA catabolic process. Gene Ontology annotation, molecular function: RNA binding; ribonuclease T2 activity. Bases 1 to 1209 code for a protein of 402 amino acids. Lineage: Eukaryota; Fungi; Ascomycota; Pichiomycetes; Pichiales; Pichiaceae.